AUGUUAACAACUAUUAAUUUGAAAAUCAAUAACUAAGUGCUGGAGUUCGUCCUAAAUAAAGGAGAUAUCUUAUGGAAGAAGGUUGAAUGCUUUUGCAUUGAAAACAAUUUACAAAGACAUUAAGACCAAAUUUUUAAUCUGAUUUACGAUGAAUUCUAGAAGACUGAAAAAUAAGAAACAAAACCCUAGUCAACAUUUAAAGCACUCAAUCCUUCCAGAUAGAUACUACAGCAAUAGGAUAAAAAGGACAAAAUCCACAAAUAAUAAGAAAAUAGAAGCAUUAGUCCUUCGGCUAAAAUUCUCACUCCAAAAAAGUCUUCUCAUCAGAAAUAACAAGUGUCUCAUUUCCAAAAAAAUCAAUCUGUAUAUUAACAUUUAAGAGAAGAUAUGCAAUCUGAACAAACACCAAAUUAUAUCGAGUAUCAUAAGGAAAAUUGUUAUGUGAGAGAAACCUAAUAGGAUAAGGUGGAUAAUACUUUAAUCACAAAUAUUGGAAAAUUUGAUAAUCUGAUAAAGGCUGUGUAUAAACAAAUCGAAAAUAUUUCAAUUGACAGUACUAUUUAACCUAUUUGCAUAUAAUUAUAUAAUCGGUUAUUGAGCACACAAGAAAAGAGAAAGUCAUUAAAGUUAAAUAUGAUUAACUAUAAUCUUUUGGAAGAUAAGGAAAUUUAUGUUUUGGAAUAGAUUGUCCAAAAAUACUCUUUAUCCUUAGCCAUUGAAAUGAGCAAAACUCAAUUUGUAAUUUUAAUGAUAGGCUUGAUUGUUUCAGGUGAAGACUAAAAGAAAUAAAAUGGAGUUAAGGUAAGAGAUCUAAUAAACUUCAAUCCUUCCUUAACUCCACAUUAUCAACUAUAUUGUUGA
Molecule: messenger RNA, 861 nt
Organism: Paramecium octaurelia
Lineage: Eukaryota; Ciliophora; Oligohymenophorea; Peniculida; Parameciidae
Source: the annotation of a GenBank genome assembly